UUGGUGUGUGUCAGUAGGCGUGUGUGUCCGUGUAAAGUGAUCGUGGCAAAGCAGAGAGAGAGAGAGAUGUAGCACUGGGACUCUCCUCUGUCACUUUUACUUGUAAUCAUCUGUCCGGCGCUAUCCACGGCGCAAUGGGGACGUUUUGAAGCGCCUGCUUUAUGAGGAGUCGCAUUGUAUGAAUGAGCCACGCAAUGCGACCGAGGAGAGCUGCCUCUCGGAGGAUAUAUUGCGGCUUCUGGACUGAUUCGUCGGAGUAGCUUGGUGCUAGCGUGGGGCUAACGUCUUGUGCUGGCUUCUCCGGAGCGUAUCCUGUCGAGAUGCUGCGGUGGAUACGGCAGCAGCUGCAUCAAUUGCAGGUUCUUCAAAAACAGAAACUCUGGUGUCCAAAGUAAAUCAUGAGUCCCAAGCGCCUCAGCCUUCGAGUUCAGCUUCAUCUUAAAUUGAGCCUUUCCUGUGAUUCACCCGCAGCAGUCCCCAGCACAGAGGCGAAUCAGGGCUUUGACCCUCCUCAUCAAAGUGACACCAGGACUGUUUAUGUAGCAAACCGUUUCCCUGAGCAUGGCCAUUACGUACCGCAGCGCUUCGCAGACAACAGAAUCAUCUCAUCCAAGUACACAAUCUGGAAUUUUGUCCCCAAGAAUCUGUUCGAGCAGUUUCGCAGGAUAGCCAACUUCUAUUUCCUCAUCAUCUUCCUCGUGCAGUUAAUGAUAGACACUCCAACUUCCCCAGUUACCAGCGGGCUGCCUCUCCUCUUCGUGAUCACAGUUACGGCUAUUAAACAGGGCUAUGAGGACUGGCUGAGGCACAAAGCGGACAACGAGGUGAACGGAGCUCCAGUGUUUGUGGUUCGCAGCGGGAGUCUGGUCCAGACGAGAUCCAAAAAUAUCAGGGUUGGGGACAUUGUCCGUGUCGCUAAGGAUGAGACGUUCCCAGCUGACCUGGUGCUGCUGUCGUCGGAUCGUGCGGACGGCACCUGCCACAUCACCACCGCCAGCCUGGAUGGAGAAACCAACCUGAAGACCCAUUUUUCUGUGCCAGAGACGUCGGUGUGUCAGUCGGUGUCCCAGCUAGAGGCUUUGCACGGCGUGGUGGAGUGUCAGCAGCCAGAGGCCGACCUCUACAGGUUUGUUGGACGUGUAACCGUGACGCAGCGUGGCGAAGAGAUCGUCCGACCGCUGGGUCCGGAGAACCUGCUGCUCCGAGGGGCCAGGUUGAAAAAUACCAAAGAAAUAUUUGGUGUGGCCGUUUAUACGGGGAUGGAAUCCAAGAUGGCGCUCAACUACAAGUGCAAGUCCCAGAAACGCUCGGCUGUUGAGAAGUCGAUGAACUCCUUCCUGAUCAUCUACCUGGUCAUCCUGCUGACGGAGGCGGCCGUCAGCACCAUCCUGAAGUACGCCUGGCAGUCCGAAGACGAGUGGAACGAGCCUUUCUACAACCAGAAGACGGAGCAGGAGAGAAACAGCAGCUCGAUCCUUAAGUUUAUCUCAGACUUCCUGGCGUUCCUGGUUCUCUAUAACUUCAUCAUUCCCAUCUCGCUCUACGUUACUGUGGAGAUGCAGAAGUUUCUGGGCUCCUUUUUCAUUGGCUGGGAUUUGGACCUGUACCACGAGGAGAGCAACCAGAAGGCUCAGGUCAACACGUCUGAUCUCAAUGAGGAGUUGGGACAGGUUGAAUAUUUGUUUACAGACAAGACGGGUACGCUAACAGAAAAUGAAAUGCAGUUCCGUGAAUGUUCGAUAAACGGCAUCAAGUACCGGGAGAUGAACGGCAAACUGGUCCCCGAGGGGAUGACGGGGGAUUCACCGGGCGGCUCCUCACCUCAGCUGAUGAGUGAGGAGUUAUUAUUCCUCAAGGCCGUGUCACUGUGUCACACCGUCCAAAUCAGCUACAACCAGUCAGAGUCCUGGCUGGGAGGGGAUCCGUUCUCCCACACCAACAGCUUCUCCUUCAGCCACAUGGAGUACUACGCCGCCUCGCCGGAUGAGAAGGCGUUGGUCGAGGCAACGAGGAGAAUUGGCGUGGCGUUCACAGGCUGCACCGGGGACACCAUGGAAAUAAAUACACUUGGGAAAACUGAAAAGUACGAACUGCUCCAUGUGUUGGAGUUCGAUCCAAAUCGCAGGAAGAUGAGCGUCAUACUGGAGACUCCCUCAGGAGGGAUAAUGCUUUUCACAAAGGGUGCUGAGUCGGCCAUCUUGCCUUUCACCACGACUGGAGAGAUUGAAAAAACCAGGCUGCAUGUGGACGAGUUUGCUUUGAAAGGUUUGCGUACCCUCGUUGUCGCAUGCCGCCACUUCACUCCGAAGGAGUACAUCGAUGUGGAGAAGCGGCUGAUGUCGGCUCGCACGGCUCUGCAGCGGCGUGAGGAGAAACUGCAGCAGGCUUUCGCCUACGUCGAAAAAAAUCUGCACGUCCUGGGAGCGACCGGCGUCGAAGACAAGCUUCAAGACAAAGUUCCCGAGACGAUCGAAGUCCUGCGUCUGGCGGGAAUCAAAGUAUGGGUGCUGACGGGGGACAAACACGAGACGGCGGUCAGCGUCAGCUUGUCAUGCGGCCAUUUCCACCGAACCAUGAACAUCUUGGAGCUUUUGCAGCAGCGCUCCGACAACGAGUGUGCAGAGCAGCUCCGCAGGCUGGCCCGAAGGAUAAAGGAAGACCACGUCAUCCAGCACGGCUUGGUGGUCGACGGCGCCAGUCUGUCGUUGGCGCUGAGGGAACAUGAGAAGCUGUUCAUGGAAGUGUGUAAAAACUGCUCGGCUGUGCUCUGCUGCCGCAUGGCCCCGCUGCAAAAAGCCAAGGUUGUUCGUCUGCUAAAGACUUCUCCAGAAAAGCCGAUAACAUUAGCUGUUGGGGACGGAGCCAAUGAUGUCAGUAUGAUACAAGAAGCUCACGUAGGCAUAGGCAUCAUGGGAAAGGAGGGUCGUCAGGCCGUGAGAAACAGUGACUAUGCAAUCGCCAGGUUUAAGUUCCUGUCCAAACUCCUGCUGGUCCACGGUCACUUCUACUACAUUCGAGUAGCUACUCUUGUACAGUACUUUUUCUACAAGAAUGUGUGUUUUAUUACGCCACAGUUUAUAUACCAGUUCUUCUGCUUGUUUUCACAACAAACUCUGUAUGACAGUGUUUACCUGACGCUGUACAACAUCUGCUUCACCUCGCUGCCCAUCCUGGUGUACAGUCUGUUUGAGCAGCUGGUCCACCCCGAUGUCCUGCAGGCUAAACCCGGCCUCUACAGAGACAUCAGCAAGAACUCUCUGCUGUCGUUCCGGACGUUCCUGUACUGGACGUUGUUGGGCUUCGCUCAUGCCUUUGUGUUUUUCUUCGGCUCCUACCUGCUGAUGGGGGAGGACACCUCACUCAUGAGCAACGGACAGAUGUUGCGAGCUAACAGGCAGCUGAUGUUUGGCAACUGGACGUUUGGGACGCUCGUCUUUACCGUCAUGGUCAUCACCGUCACGCUGAAGCUCGCGUUGGAGACCCAGUUCUGGACCUGGAUGAACCAUUUUGUGACCUGGGGCUCAAUCGCUUUCUAUUUCAUCUUCUCUCUCUUCUACGGAGGCAUCAUCUGGCCGUUCUUGCACACCCAGGACAUGUACUUCGUCUUCGUCCAGCUGCUGUCCUGCGGCUCGGCCUGGUUCGCCAUCGUCAUCAUYGUCAUCACCUGCCUGUUUCCUGAAGUGAUGAAGAAGGUCUUCUACAGACACCUGUGUCCCACCAGCACACAGAAGAGCCAGUCUCUAUCCGCCCCCCAGGCGCAGGCCCUCAGCUGUGUGGAGUCCCUGUGCUGCUACCAACAUGGGCAGAGCGGCUGUUCCCGCCUGGCCCGCCUCCUGGAACAAAUGACGGGACAGUGCAAGGCCAGCGUCAACAAUUGCCACACAUCCAGCCGCAGCAACAGGUCUUGGAGCGACACAGAGAACUUCUACUCCAAUGACCGCACCAUCCUGACUCUGUCGCCCAUCGAGGCCAGCCGCUGUUGACUCCCACGGCCGCCACCCCUCACACACACACACACACACACCGGUACCGCUUUACGAGCCCACUCCAGUUUAAAACGAGUGGGACGAGCUCACCGAUCCUUAGAAAGAAAGAGACGAGCGUCGGAGGAAAUGAAACGGGUCGGCCCGGUUCCGCCGUCUCCCGUAGGAAGAUGGGAUCGGCGGACGAGCAGGAAAUAUCAGAUUCCUGAAAGAUGAUCCGAAAAACACAUUUAAAAAGCCAGAAAGGCAUCGGUUUCUUUCCUCUGGACAGAAAACGGACCUGAAUCUUAGCAAACUUACUCUGUUCUGGACUUUGUUUGUUUUUUUUCUACAAAUGUUGCUAAAACUGCAAAAGCACAAAAUCUUACCAAGUAUUUUUGGUCAAGUUUCAGCUGCAGUCUGACUUCGUACAGCUGAUUUAAGACAAAACUAACUUACAAGAAACGUUUCAUCAAGAUCCAGGAGCUUUUAUAAAGAAAAUAUAAUAUUGACUGAAGUAAAAGCACUAGUUACAUCGGACGAUACUAUGAAAAGAUCAAACUACGAGAAUAAAGUUGUAUUAUUUUGACUUUAUUCUUGUCCAAAUUUAUUUUCCAAACUUUUUGUUUUUGUCUUAGUUUGGCCCCAACUCGCCAUCAUAAUCAGAUUAUUUCAGUUGGGACUCUUUCAUUGAUAUUGCUGACCUAAAUCAAGCUCCUGCUUCCUGCUGAAAAGCUACUUGUAAGUUAGUUUUGUCUUGAUUCAAGUGAACCGAGACGUUCGCAGAAGAAACUAGACCAAAAUACUUGGUGAGGUUUGGCUUUUGCGGUCGGUGAGAAAUGCUCGAAGCUCAGCUGAAGAUCCCGCUGCUUCCAGGAUUCUGUCCGAUCCACUGCUGCACCUUUAAGCCCCCGGUCAGACGGGAACCGGUUCUGUAGCAUCCAGAGGUUCUGCCGGGACCUGCGACAUAAACUACUGUGGUACCAAAGACCGGCCGGAUCCAGACUGGAGUGAAGCUCUUAAUUUUUGUGCCUGAUUGAAGCUCCUGUAGUUGUAGUUGUAGUUUUGUGGCCCCUCGUCUCCCCGGAUGAAGCCGGACGUUUAAAAAAGCCAUAUAAUUAAUGCAAGUGAUGGAACUGCAGCUGUUGGAGCCUCUCGUUUCCUGGUUCUUGCUCCUCGCACUGCAAAAACACAGAAUCUCACCAAGGAGUUUUGGGCUGGUUUCUAAUACAAAUAUGUCGGUACACUUUAGAUGAGACGAAACAAACUGACCAGCAGCUUUUCAGGAAGACACAGGAGCGUUUUUAUCUCUUUAAAACGUUUUGUUUGUUUCGAUUGUUUCACUURCGACUAGCCGUUUUCAUGAAUAUUAAAGAGUUAUUGUCUUUAAACAAGCUGUGCUGAAAAGUUUCUUGUAAAUUGGUAACAUUUGUGCUGGAAACUAAACCAAACUACUUUGUAGGAUUUUGUGUUUUUGAAGUGAAAGAUGCCUUUUCUCCAUCAGCCUGGCGACCAAAAGCCUCUGAGCGUUACAGAACCACAAACCGCAGGGACUGUUUUAAAGAUGCGAGGCAGGAAAACGCAUAACCAGGUUCCCGAACGUUUCCCAGAGUCAUAAUUUAUCGUUGUGCGCAACGGUGAGAAGCUUUUGGAAGUCGGGGGUUGAUGCUCUUUAACGCUGCGAAAACACAAAAUCUCACCAAGUUUGGUUUAGUUUCUAGUGCAAAUGUCUUGGAGUUGAAUUAAGAAAAACUGAUUUACAAUUAACUGUUAGCAAAAUGUUUAUGUCAAUAAUUCCUUAAUAUUCAUAAAAAAUAUGAAUCGGUUUGAUGGCACUGCGCCGUUACCUAGCAACCCCAGACGAGCCCSGCUCGUCUCCUAGCAACCGAGUUCUAGUUCCACUGGUAGAUUAUUUCACUUGUAAAAAAACAUUUUUCCAUGUUUAUAAGUGAAACUUUUCCAUCGCCGUUUAGGAAUUAACUCGAAACAAACUUCAGCAUCUUUCUGAGAAGUUGCCUGUAAGUUAGUUUUGUCUCUUAUUAAGACGUUUKCACUGGAAACUAAACCAAAUUAGUUGGUGAUAUUUGGUGUUUCUGUGGUGAAAGUAGACGGAAGAAUGUUUUCACGUUCAGGAAAAUUCCUUCAGAAAGAAAAGCUGAGCGUUUGCACAAACCACAUAUCAAAAAUAUCACAUUUUCUUGCUUCUCAUUGCUUUAAAAUAAAUUCAUUAACACCUUAGGAAUCAUUCA
Messenger RNA from Poecilia reticulata (guppy), 6211 nucleotides. The record is from RefSeq and is a predicted model, not a curated record. NCBI's taxonomy places the organism in Eukaryota, Metazoa, Chordata, Actinopteri, Cyprinodontiformes, Poeciliidae.